Sycon ciliatum is the source of this 1023-nucleotide messenger RNA. RefSeq lists its product as uncharacterized. Bases 1 to 1023 code for a protein of 340 amino acids. The record is from RefSeq and is a predicted model, not a curated record. Gene Ontology annotation, molecular function: nucleic acid binding. Lineage: Eukaryota; Metazoa; Porifera; Calcarea; Leucosolenida; Sycettidae. Gene Ontology annotation, biological process: DNA integration. The transcript has a single exon.
AUGAACAGUGAGUUAGAAACGCUAGUCCGCAGCUGUGAUGCAUGCCGUGAAUUUCAGCCGUCUCAGUCUGCUGAACCGCCCAUUUCUGACCGCAAGCCCACUUUGCCAUUCGAAAGUGUUAGUGCUGACCUUUUCAGUUGCCAAGGCUGCGAGUAUUUGGUAUUCGUCGACCGCUUAACCGGAUGGCCAUGCAUCGCCAAGCUUGGUCACUCAGCCACGUCAGCUGACGUCAUUCGUCAUUUCCGCAGGUGGUUCCCAGAUGUAGGCGUACCACAGGUCAUUUCAACGGACGGCGGUCCUCAGUUUGCGUCUCACAGAUUUGCUGAAUUUUGCGAGCGCUGGGGAAUCCGUCAUAUCAAGUCGUCCCCUCACUACCCACAGUCGAACGGACAUGCGGAAGCAGCCGUCAAGGCAAUGAAGUACCUGGUGGAAAAGACUACCAAUGACGGUAAUCUAGACACCGAUGCUUUCCAGCGUGGCCUUCUCGAGUGGCGCAAUACUCCUGGCACUUCGGGAAAGAGUCCUGCCCAGUUACUGUAUGGUCGCCCACUCGUCUCCUUCGUUCUCGCCCAAUGGAGCCAGUUCGACUCCCACUGGCAAGACACCGCAUCUGACAUGGAUGAUGUUGAUCGAGUAGACCAGCCUCCCAGUCAGCCUCACCGAGAGCUUCCCCACUUGUCUAUCGGGACGCACGUUGACAUUCAGCACCCGAAGACAAAACGGUGGUCUUCCCGCGGCGUUGUCGUGGCUAUCGGUGACCACCGCGACUACUACGUCAAGCUACCGAGUGGACGCGUAUAUUGGCGCAACCGUCGCUACCUCCGCCCGUACCAUCCUCCUACUCCAGCUUCAACAGCCAUGCCUGCAUUGUCUCCCGUACCCGACGCUGCACCACAAGCAGUCCCUGUGACUCAGUCGUCGCCACAGUCAACUGUUCAGGUACCACCUCGAACAAGCCAACGUCCCCGGAGACAGAAUGUCCCCUUUAACAUUAUUUCAACGCGUGGACAAUCGUACAAUUAA